This is a messenger RNA of Stegostoma tigrinum, 4020 nucleotides long. RefSeq names its product RNA-binding protein FXR1-like. The transcript has 17 exons. Lineage: Eukaryota; Metazoa; Chordata; Chondrichthyes; Orectolobiformes; Stegostomatidae. Gene Ontology annotation, biological process: regulation of dendrite morphogenesis; regulation of translation at postsynapse, modulating synaptic transmission; DNA damage response. The coding region runs from base 142 to 2181 and encodes 679 amino acids. Gene Ontology annotation, molecular function: mRNA 3'-UTR binding; translation regulator activity; protein homodimerization activity. The record is from RefSeq and is a predicted model, not a curated record. Gene Ontology annotation, cellular component: neuronal cell body; axon; nucleus.
UUUUAAUAACCGGAGCCGAGCGGCCGGGAGGGUUUUUUUUUUCCUCCCUCGUCCGUCGCCGUCCCGUCGGUGAUUGCUCCCCCCGCUCCCAACCCCCUUCCCGAGCCCGGCCGGCUGGCUGGAAGGAAGGUGGGCAGCACCAUGGACGGGCUGGCCGUGGAAGUGCGCGGCUCGAACGGCGCUUUUUACAAGGGAUUUGUCAAAGAUGUUCAUGAGGAUUCUGUCACCAUUGCCUUUGAGAACAAUUGGCAACCUGAGCAACAGCUUCCAUUCAGCGACGUGCGCUUACCACCACCUGCAGAUUUCAACAAAGAGAUCAGCGAAGGGGAUGAAGUUGAGGUAUACUCCAGAGCUAACGAACACGAACCAUGUGGAUGGUGGAUGGCAAGUGUGCGGAUGAUGAAAGGAGAUUUUUACGUGAUAGAAUACGCUGCUUGCGAUGCCACAUACAACGAAAUAGUCACCAUGGAGAGGCUUCGCCCUGUCAAUCCUAACAAGACUGCCACCAAGACCAUGUUCCACAAACACACCAUCCCAGUGCCAGAGGACCUUAAGGAGGCCUGUGCAAACGAGAAUGCUCACAAGGAAUUCAAAAAAGCUGUUGGAGCCCACUCCAUUGUGUACAACCACAGCACCGGCGAGCUGGUACUCUUGUCUAUUAAUGAGUCAACUGUGAAACGGGCAGGCUUGCUGAGUGAUAUGCAUUUCCGCAGUAUUCGUACCAAACUGAUGCUGAUGUCCCGAAACGAGGAGGCAACUAAACACCUUGAGACCACCAAGCAGCUGGCAGCUGCUUUCCAGGAGGAGUUCCGUGUCCGGGAGGAUCUGAUGGGGCUUGCCAUUGGAACACACGGUGCCAACAUUCAGCAGGCCAGAAAAGUACCUGGGGUGACGGCGAUUGAACUGGAUGAGGACACGUGUACAUUCCGAAUAUAUGGAGAGACACCAGAAGCAGUAAAACAGGCUCGGGGUUACCUGGAAUUCUCUGAGAACUCGGUCCAAGUGCCACGAAGCUUGGUUGGCAAAGUGAUUGGCAAGAAUGGGAAAGUAAUUCAGGAGAUUGUGGACAAGUCUGGUGUGGUGAGGGUUCGGAUUGAAGGAGACAAUGACAAGAGACUGCCCAGGGAAGAGGGUAUGGUUCCUUUCACAUUUGUUGGCACCAAGGAGAAUCUAGUGAAUGCUCAAGUGCUGCUGGAGUAUCACCUGUCCUAUCUGAUGGAGGUAGAACAGCUCCGAUUGGAGAGGCUGCAGAUAGACGAACAGCUCCGACAGAUUGGCAUGGGAUACCGUCCGCUGUCCACGCGCGCAGACAAGGAGCGUGGCUACAUGACGGAUGACAGCACUGCCUCUUCCAUCCACAGCUCGAGAUCCUACAGCGGCCGAGGUCGAGGAAGGCGAGACAACAACUCUGACUUCUCCAAUGCUUCCGAGACCGAAUCAGAGCGCAGGGACGAGCUGAGUGACUGGUCGUUGGGCCAGGCCGAUGAGGAUCGGGAUCGCAGGCAGGGAUCAGAUCCUAACCGGAGGAGGCCAGCCGGAGGCCGUGGACGCGGAGGUCCUCCCUCUGGGAGAGGACGUGGAGGAGGCAGAGGUGGGACAUCAUCGAUCAGUGCUGUGCUGAAGGAUCCUGACAGCAAUCCCUACAGCCUGCUGGAGAACGCCGAAACUGAUCAAGCCGGCGACACGGAUGCCAGUGAGUCACACGCUAACAUGAGCCGGCGCCGUAGGUCUCGCAGACGCCGCACCGAUGAUGAUGCCACCAUGAUGGAUGGGGUUGUGGAGUCCGACACUGCGUCUGUCAAUGAGAAUGGUGUGGACGAAAGCGAGGGGCGACCUCCCCGAAGGAACCGGAGCCGGCGGCGCCGCAAUCGUGGAAACAGACUGGACGGUUCCCUGAGCCGAGACAGGCAGCCAGUUACAGUGGCCGAUUAUAUUUCUCGUGCCGAGUCGCAGAGCAGACAGUGUGUCUCGCAAAAAGAACAAUCCGAGGGAGCCCCUGAGCAGGAGCCGAAGGAAAAACAACUGGAGCGGGUGGACCCCAGUGACGAGCCCAGUGCCGUGCCCAACGGCCCCACCAAUAGUCUGAGCGACAGCGCCACCAAGACAGCGGGCAGCUCCCAGGAGUGUGGGAGAGCCGGUGCCACCAUCAAGCAGCAGGCUGUGGUCAACGGUGUUUCAUAAAAUGCCACAGCCUCCACCCUUGAAUCUCAGUCCCGCUUGCAUCAUGUUUAUUCAAUAGUGCUUGUCAAAGCUUGCCAAAGAUAGGAAACCUGAAUACUACGUAACUACUUACCAAUACCCGACUCGACACAGCACUUGCCCUCCCCUUACCCUCAGCACUGGACAGAGGUUUGAGGGGAGGUGUUCAACAUAUAUCUGUGUAUCUGUUUUUUGACAUUUAAUUAAAAAGUUCGAGGAAUUAAAAAAAAAUACACAUUUAAAAAAGCAAAAAAAAAACAAAAAACCCAUUUAAAUAAAGAUGUUGUGCCUUCUAACAGUGUAAAAGAAAACUGUGGGAUUUUGUUUUCUGAUGUUUUGAUGGCGCAGGUCAGUGACUGAUAUAUUUAAAUAUGAGGUUUGGUUAUAGAAGCUGAAGAUGGAUAGAUCAGAACAAGUCUGGUAGAGUGUGUGAAGGAAGGAUGUCGGUUACUUAAAAGCUGUAUGUUUCAAAAGAAAACAUUUAAAAUUCUACAGGGAAAAAAAUCGCAAAAAAAGGAAACUUGAGUAUGCAACCACUUCUGGUAAGGAGACACUGUAUAAAAUAAUGCAGUCUGUAUUACUUGCACUGAUUAGUAAAAUCAUUAAAAAAAGGAACAACGAGUAUAACUGGGGGGAGAAAAAUAAAUAAAAGCAGAAAUGAUUCAGUCAUUGCUGAUUCGAAUGUAAGAAGAAAACACUGGAAGGGAAAGAGGUAGAGAGGAGCAUGAAGAAGGACUGAGUGAAAAGUAAGGAGGCUCCAGAGAUUGCAGAGGAGAGAGGAUUGUCAAGAACGUUGGACAAAGCAGCUUCAUUUAAAAGGUUAAUUUAUUUUCACUGUACAGUAUUUAAAAACCGAACUCUCUAUAGCCUUGUAUCACACUAACCCUAAUGCCCACAUUUCUUCAGUGCGAGUGUAUGACACUGAGCCCAAGCAGCUGUUUUUGAUACUUGUUACCUGUUGUGCUGCAGGAGGAUGGCUAGUGCGUGUGAUCAUGAGACUUCAAAUGGCAAAAAUAAUCUAACAUUAAUUAUUCUUUUCUUUUAAAUUACUUCAUGACUCUAGUUACAAAACGCGCACACAGCUCCUCGCUGAUGGCAGCAGCCAGACUCGGAGCCAGUAGGCUCCUUGUUCUGGUGGAGGGGUGACUAAAGGUGUAGGCAGUACCAGCCUGGUUUGCUUAGGAGUAGGGAACAGGGCUGGGUUAUCACAGCACAGUCUGUGACAGCCUUCUAACCCAAUGGGGGCUUCUUGACAAGUUGGCCCUGCCUGAUGUUGAGCGGACCAGAGCAGGAGUCAUUGCAGCAACUGGAUGGUCAGCAGCAGCCAGUUUUCCUGCAAAUGAGAGCAAUUUAAGAGGAACAAGUUAUUCAAAUGCUCGAAAGUUGGCAAGGUGCCCGGUGUGAGACUUUCUGCCCUGCAGGUGUGCGCAUGUCUAGGUUGCCAGUUUGCUACCACGAAUGAAGUAAUUUUUGUUUCUGUGUUGAAAUUUUUAAAAAUAAUUUUGCCCACCGUGCAUCUUCAACAGUUUGAAGGAUAUUUGAAACUGCGUUACGGUGUCAAUUUGGAUCUGUAUCGUACACUCUGGUUGUUUAAUGGGGAAACCUGGAUAGUGCCACAAGUUGGUUGGCUCUGACUGUAGAAGGGGGUUGGUUUCCUGUCUCUGAACUGUCUUGUGUAUGAGAUCCCAAACUACGAAUGUUUUUGUCCUUUUUAGUUUUUCUUUUUUUUAAAAAAAAAUUGUUUCUUUUUGGUUGAUGUGCAAUAUGUUUUCUUUGUAUGCAAGUAGUUCCAAAAUAAAGUUUGAUCUUCCAUCUUCUAAA